This is a messenger RNA of Episyrphus balteatus (marmalade hoverfly), 2653 nucleotides long. Its product is annotated as serine/threonine-protein kinase Nek8. The record is from RefSeq and is a predicted model, not a curated record. Bases 213 to 2576 code for a protein of 787 amino acids. Gene Ontology annotation, biological process: protein phosphorylation. Gene Ontology annotation, molecular function: ATP binding; protein kinase activity. The transcript is spliced from 15 exons. Lineage: Eukaryota; Metazoa; Arthropoda; Insecta; Diptera; Syrphidae.
UGUUCAGUAUGUAAACAGAAAUUACUUUCUCCUUCCAAUAUUUCUGUUCUUGGAUUUAAAAACGCGCAUGUUCUAUACCCUGUUGCACAGUGACCGGCAAUGACCAAAACAAAGAUUUUCAGUUGAUAAUAGAAUCUCAACCGCAAGACACACAAAAAAACAAUUGCUCCUAAAUUUGUUAAACAAAAAAGUUGGAAAAAAAACUCUUAAUUAUGAAAAAGUGGAAAUCGAAUACGGUUCCGAUAUUUUCUGGAAAAGUCGCCGACUCAAGUACUGCAACAAAACGAAAUGCAACAUACAAUCCCAAAUUCCCAACUCUAAUUUUAAGUGUUGUCAAUGAGAAUGCUUCAAAACUACAAUCAGAACAAUCAGUGACCUUGAAUAUUGCCGGACCUGAAUUAAGUAAUUAUGAAAAAGUUAAAGUUGUUGGACAAGGUUCAUUUGGUAUAGCAAUUUUAUAUCGUCGCAAAUCCGAUGGACAUCCCAUAGUUUUCAAACAAAUCAAUUUGGUUGAUUUAACACCAUCCGAACGUGAUUUGGCAAUGAAUGAAGUUGAAGUAUUUUCAAAGCUUCAUCAUCCAAAUAUCAUAAGUUAUUUGGGUAGUUUUAUAAAGAAUAAUACUUUAUUAAUUGAAAUGGAAUAUGCUGAUGGAGGGACAUUAGCUCAAGUUAUAGGCGAACGAAUUGCUAGGGAAUAUUUUCCAGAGAGAUAUGUUAUAGCGGUUUUUGAACAAAUUGCAAGUGCAAUUAAUUAUAUGCAUUCGGAGAAUAUACUGCACAGAGACCUCAAAACAGCAAAUGUUUUUCUAAAUAAACGAGGAAUUGUAAAAAUUGGUGAUUUUGGAAUUUCCAAAAUUAUGAAUACAAAAAUCCAUGCUCAAACUGUAUUGGGGACACCCUAUUACUUCAGUCCAGAAAUGUGUGAAGGUAAAGAAUAUGAUCAUAAAAGUGAUAUUUGGGCAUUGGGAUGUAUUUUGGGUGAGAUGUGUUGUUUGCGUAAAACUUUUGCUGCUACAAAUCUAUCAGAAUUGGUUACAAAAAUUAUGGCGGCCUCCUACACCCCAUUGCCACCGGGUUAUUCAUCUGGUUUGAAAAGUCUUUUGAGUAAUCUUCUUCAAGUUGAUUCUACUAAACGUCCAAAUGCAUCAGAAAUUCUAGAAUACUGGAUACCAUUGAUAUUUCGAAAUCUUGGAAAACAAAAGGGAUAUUGCUAUGAAGAUGACAUUGGUCUUUCUGAUUUAACAUCCACAACUGGGAAUAUGUCUCUAGCACCUACCGCCCAAACACAAACAAAGGAAUUGAUGAAUGCUUCGACUGUAUCACCAAAUGAAAAUAUCGAAAAAAGAUCAGUUCUUUAUCAAUUGAAAUCAUUUGGGAAAAGUUUCAGCCUGAAUCCAAUACAAUUACCACCGAAGGCAUCAAUUCUAACUGUUGCAACAAGUGAUUCACAUUUUGUUGUUGUUAAUGAAGAUGGAUCCGUUUAUACUUGGGGUGAAGGUUCACAUGGACAGUUGGGAAUCAGUUCGUUGGAAGCUUGGAAGCAUUAUCCUAGUCGAAUGGAAAGCGUCCGAAAAUAUCAUGUAGUAGGAGCAUGUGCUGGAGAUGGUUUUACAAUUCUUUGGACUAAAUCUGGUGCUGUUCUCAGUUGUGGAGAUAACUCAAAAUAUUCUUUGGGUCAUGAUGAGAUCAAAACUUAUCACUCUCCAAAAGUUAUUGAGAAACUAGAAGAUAUCCACAUCAUACAAGUUGCAGCCGGCAUGGAUCAUGUUAUGGCUUUGAGUGUAGAUGGCUCUGUUUUCACUUGGGGUACAAAUUCACAUGGAGCUCUUGGAUUAGGAAGUGAACAAACUCAACAAAAAACACCCCAAAAGAUUCUUCUGGCGCAUAUCAAUAGCAAACCAACAAGAAUUUUCUGUGGUCCCAAUACCUCGGCGAUACUUUUUCAAAAUGGUGACGUUCAUGUUUGUGGAAGCAACGAUUAUAAUAAAUUGGGAUUCAAUAAGCCGGGGAAAAUUAUGGCAUUUAAAAAAGUCAUCCUCCCACGCAAAGUUAUUAGUCUUGAUCUGUCUUCAACACAUUCAGUGUUUCUUAUCGAAGGUGGUUAUGUUUUAACAAUGGGACGCAAUUCUGAGGGACAACGUGGAUUGGGUCAUUGCAAUCCAGUCGAUGUUCCAACUUUUGUUCCAGGGAUAAAAGAUAAAUAUAUUUUGAAAGUAAAAUGCAGUGAUCAAUGUACAAUUGUGUCUUCAGAUGAUAAUGUUAUUACAUUUUGGGGAACUAGAAAUGGCAUACCUGAAAUUCAGCAAAAUGCCAAUGGAAAUUCUGUGCAUUCUGAGAACCAUCAAACUGACAUCGAGUUGGGAAACAAUACAGCUGCGUUUACAAAUUUUUUGGCAUCUGUUUAUAAAUCGGAACUUAUCUUGGACCCUAUUGAUAUUUUGGCCUUGUAUUCUUCAAAGGAACAAUUUGACAAGGGAUAUUACGUUGAAGUCAACAACAUCUAUCCUCUCCCACAUAGUAUUUUAGUUCUUGUAGACACCACGACUCCAUUGAUAUCAUCUUAUGAGGAUCUUUAACUUUACAAACCAAUUUAUUUAUAUUAAAACAAAAACAUAAAUUUGAUCAUGUUAUAUAAUGUAAUUUAUUAUUUUAA